UCUUGGAAGGUUUCGGGAGCCUGCGCCGAUCGCCGCCCUCCCGGCCGGGAAUGCGAGAUCCGGGCCCCGCCGAGCGUCGGCCACCGCGUCAGGUCCCCGGCGGUUGAACCCCGGGGCACCGGCGGGACCCCAGCAGAGCAGCGACUCAUGGAAGCGGCGGGCUCCCCGGCUGCUGCGGGGACCGGAGACGAUGGCCCUGGAGGAGGUGCAGGAGAGACCUCUGGGCGGCUUUCAAGAGAACAGCUUUUUGUACUGGUAUCAGCUGCUUCCAUGAACUUGGGUUGCAUGAUGGCCUAUUCUAUCCUUGGACCAUUUUUCCCACAUGAGGCAGAAAAGAAAGGGGCCAGCAACACAAUGAUUGGGAUGAUCUUUGGAUGUUACGCUUUAUUUGAGUUGCUUGCAUCUUUAGUGUUUGGAAAAUAUCUUGUAUAUAUUGGAGCCAAAUUUAUGUUAAUAGCAGGGAUGUUUGUCUCCGGAGGAGUUAUAAUUCUCUUUGGUGUCUUGGACCAACUUCCAAAAGGACCCAUAUUUAUUGUCAUGUGUUUUCUUGUGAGAAUAGUGGAUGCCAUAGGCUUUGGUGCAGUGAUAACAGCAUCGUCUUCUAUUCUUGCAAAGGCUUUCCCAAAUAACGUGGCAACAGUCUUGGGCAGCUUGGAGGUUUUUUCUGGACUGGGACUCGUCCUGGGUCCUCCUUUGGGUGGGUUUCUGUACCAAUCCUUUGGCUAUGAGGUGCCUUUUAUUCUUCUGGGCUGCAUAGUCCUGUUGAUGGUUCCGCUCAACCUGUACCUCUUGCCUAGCUAUGAGUCUGAUCCAGGUGAGCACUUGUUUUGGAAGCUCGUCACCUUACCCAAGGUUGGUCUUAUAGCCUUCGUCAUCAUCUCACUGAGCUCCUGCUUUGGCUUCCUUGAUCCAAUUCUGUCUCUCUUUGUUUUGGAGAAGUUUAAUUUGCCAGCUGGAUAUGUGGGACUGGUCUUCCUGGGUCUGGCACUUUCCUAUGCCAUUUCUUCACCACUGUUUGGCCUACUAAGUGAUAAAAAGCCUCAUCUAAGAAAAUGGUUUCUUGUCUUUGGAAACUUAAUCACAGCAGGGUGCUACGUGCUCUUAGGACCUGUCCCAAUUUUGCACAUUAAAAGUCAGCUCUGGCUUCUCGUGCUGGUAUUAGUUGUAAAUGGUGUCUCUGCUGGAAUGAGCAUCAUCCCAACUUUCCCAGAGAUCCUCAGUUGUGCAUAUGAGAAUGGAUUUGAAGAGGGAAUAAGUACACUGGGGCUUGUAUCAGGUCUCGUUAGUGCCAUGUGGUCAGUAGGUGCUUUCAUGGGACCAUUGCUGGGCGGAUUUCUGUAUGAGAAAAUUGGUUUUCAGUGGGCAGCAGCUAUACAAGGCUUGUGGACUCUGAUAAGUGGUCUUGUGAUGGGCUUAUUUUACCUCUGGGAGUACUCAACGACAACAAGAAGAUCUAAGCCUCAGAACAUCGUUGGCACAGAGGAGGAGCAAGCUGCUCUCUUGCCCAAUGAAAUAUAGCCUCACAAGUCCUGCACUGAUACAGGUUGGGAGACAGGUGCCCCUUGCCUUGAGCAUCGCUGCUAGAGGAGCCUGCCCAGUGUGCCACACGAAGCUCCAUGUGUGCCACACCAUCCUGGAAAUGUUACUGUGCUUUUAGAUGAUCCUGAGUCAGGCUGCACUUAGUGUUUCUCUGAAGAGCUGGCCUGCUGAGCCAUCCACAUCACAAACACCUACAAGAAGGGAAAGCCAACAGAAGUUAGUGUUUUGAAAUGACCAAACUUAUCCUUGAGGUCACAGUUAGUGACUCUGGCUUUCUUAUUUCUUGUGUUUUUCAUUCCAAGUGCACUGAUUCUGUGAAUGUACCCUUUAUAGUUAAUAAGUAAAUGGAGUUAUCUGAUGCA
Molecule: messenger RNA, 1901 nt
Organism: Nannospalax galili (Upper Galilee mountains blind mole rat)
Lineage: Eukaryota; Metazoa; Chordata; Mammalia; Rodentia; Spalacidae
Gene: Slc18b1
Product: solute carrier family 18 member B1
Exons: 14
Coding region: 148-1518 (456 amino acids)
Biological process (GO): transmembrane transport
Molecular function (GO): transmembrane transporter activity
Source: RefSeq, a predicted model, not a curated record